This is a messenger RNA of Pangasianodon hypophthalmus (striped catfish), 12003 nucleotides long. RefSeq names its product dehydrogenase/reductase (SDR family) member 13a, duplicate 3 (gene dhrs13a.3). The coding region runs from base 141 to 1097 and encodes 318 amino acids. NCBI's taxonomy places the organism in Eukaryota, Metazoa, Chordata, Actinopteri, Siluriformes, Pangasiidae. The transcript has 5 exons. The record is from RefSeq and is a predicted model, not a curated record.
GGCGAUGACGUCAUUUAAAAAAACGUUAACGCUACCCAAACAAACAACUUGUCGAAACAGAGGAGAGAUUUGAAGUUCGGGAAGUUAAACUGUACUGUUAUUUUAUCUGGAAAGCCGGACCGGAAGCAUACAGUAGAAUAAUGUGUGUUGUGUUGGCGAUAAUAACAGCUGCUGUUACAGCAUAUCUGCUUAUUUACUACAACGCGUUUAGAGGAGCCAGGUGCAGGAGUACAGCGGUGCUGAAGGGGAAGACAGCUGUGGUCACUGGUGCGAACACUGGCAUUGGGAAGGCGACUGCCCUGGAUUUGGCCAGGCGUGGGGCCAGGGUUAUUCUGGCCUGCCGAAACAAGGAGAAAGCUGAGGCGGCUGUGUUUGACAUCAGAAGGGAAACUGGUAACACGGCUGUGCUGUUUAUGCAUCUGGACUUGGCCAGUCUGAAGUCUGUGCGUGAUUUUGCUGAGACAUUUCUCAAGACCGAGCCCAGACUGGACCUGCUCAUCAACAAUGCAGGAAUGAUGGCAGCAGGCAGAACUGAGGAUGGCUUUGGCAUGGUUUUCGGGGUUAACCACCUCGGCCACUUUCUUCUGACUCUGCUGCUGCUGGAUCGGCUGAAGGCAUCAGGGCAGAGUCGGAUCAUUAAUGUGUCAGCCAGGCUGCAUCGCCUGGGCUCUGUGGACUUCAACAUUCUCAACACACACAAGGAUUUGGUGACAGGACAGUCACUGUGGCACUGCUUCAUGGCCUACUGCCAUAGCAAACUCUGUAAUGUGCUGUUUACCCGAGAGCUGGCCAACCGUCUAGAGGGGAGCAGCGUGACCUGCUAUUGCCUGCAUCCUGGAGUAGUAGCUACAGAAUUUGGCCGCAAUAUGUAUUUUUGGGUGAGGCUCCUCUGGCUGAUCUUCUCCAAGCUCUUCUUUCUCACCCCAGAAGCCGGAGCUCAGACCACGCUACACUGUGCCCUCCAGGAGGGCUUGGAGCCUCUGAGUGGCCGAUACUUCACCUCUUGCACCCUACAGGAAGUCAGUGACAUGGCCCGAGAUGAUGGGCUGGCCAAAAAGCUGUGGGAAGUGAGCGAGAGGAUGUGUGGCCUGUCGUGAGAGAGAGGUAUGAGGGGCACAGAAGAACUUGAGGAGAGAAAAUGACACCAAAAUCCUUGUGAACAACAGUUUCCCAGGGUUUUAUUUAAUGACCACUGGGUGCCUAGUGCCAGUGGGGUGAUAUUGUGUGAUCAUAGAUUGAUCUGUGUUAUCAUUGUUCUUACACAUUACACUGACAUUGAUUGGUCAAAGGAAGUGAGCUUGAUGUAUCAUUAAUCACUGUUGUUAUAUUCCAGUUCGUAAUGUGAAAUAUUCCUGCUAUUUUAAUAUCCUGGAAUUUGGCUGAUUGGAUAACUGCAUAAAUGAGCAGGUGUGACCUGUGUGUGUGUGUGUGUGUGUGUGUGUAUAUAUGUAUACAGGGUCUCCCAAAAGUCUCAGUACAUAGGGGAAAUUAACACUUUUUAGCAAAAUGUCUUCCAAAUUUGUCUAAUCAUUUACUUAUUAGUGUAAGUUCAGCCCAGAGAAGUGUAUAAUUAUUACUAUAUCUGUAUUAUAUCUGUGUCUGUAUCACUAUAUCAGUUUUAUAUCUUCACAUCUCCCAGUCUUUCUGUUGCAAUUGCCAUCAGAUGCAUUGGAUUGGGAGCUGCUGUUGCUGUAUCCGCUCAGUUUUCUUCACUAGGUGGCAGUAGUGUGCCACUGAAACACUCCAGACCUACCAUUCUUAUCAGCAUGAGUGCGAGGGCAACAUAACCCUAACUAAAAAGACAUCUGUCAGGAUGACAGCCAUCGGGAUAUGGUGCUGCAAAGCUUUAGAGAACACUGAGAAAUUGAAAUCAUUUCCUGUAACUUUGGAAGUGUGUUGUAGUCCUGAUGUGUUCUGAUUUUAUGGCUUCAUCUGCUGUUCACUGACCUUCCUUUCCUGAGAGGGCUCUGUGACCAGACCAGACCUCAGUCUUUCAAGCUUAACAUGAAAUAACAUCUUAAACAGUCAUAUAAGGUGUGCUGGGAUUAUCAGCUUUGUUUAGGUAUUGUGCAGGUGUUCAUCGUGUGGUUCGGAUCGUUACAGAGAGCCGAGCCUCAAGGCUGCCAGGAGGUCGAUGAGAGUGAAGGUGUAUAGAGUGAAAGCCUUUCUCAGGCUCGUGGUAUGAUUAGGCUGUUGCUUAUAGAGGGUAUUUUAUAAGUAAAAGUUAUUUUGGCAUGCACAAUUGGCUGAUCCAUUGAUUGAUAUUGUAAGCUUGAUGCUGUGUUCCACUUUCUACUGUGCUCUUUUGACUCUUUGGCCUUUCACAGCAUUGUGUCGAGCGACAGAGACAGUGCUGGUGAGUUCGAAGAGGACAGACCUUAAGAAUCGUUGUCAGUGCUCUCAUGCAUCUUUAAAAAAAACUAGACAUUUAUGCUAGGGGUGUGUAAUAUACUAAAAAUAUCAUAUUAUGAUUCUCAAAGACAUGUCUAUGAUACGCGAUGUGCAUCAUGAUGUUUAGGUUUGCGAACAAAUUGCUAGCAAUACAGUAGUGCUGCAUUAAAAAAAAAAAAAAAACCUGUUUGAUGAUAUAUUAUUUAAUUUACAAUUCCUAAUAUUUUUCAAUAGUUUUUAUAUUAAUAAUACAAAUAUAUUUUAUUUGUGUUGAAUAAAUAAGUAGAUAGAUCAACAAACAAUCAAAUAAUCCUGAAAAUAAUCUGUUUUUUAGCAUUUUACAAUUUUAAAGAUUAAGUACACAAUUUUAACAUCAAAUGAGCUGCUAAAAAAUACAUAUAAUAAAAUACAUUUAAUAAAAGGAUAACAUAUUCUCUCAGAAAAGUCCAUGGUGACAUGAUUUAUCACAGUAUCAAUAUUAUAUAUUGUCAUGUGGCCCAGCCCUAAUUUGUACAUAUUUUCCAGUCAUGGGAAAUAUGACAAACUAGAUAAAUUGCCCUGGACAUAUCAGGAAAAUCCUGUAAAAGUGCUGUUAAGCUACUCAGCUCAGAUAAAAACUAAACCAAGAAGGUCUGGAGCAGUUAUAAAGGGAAAGGGUGAGCAUACAUGUUAUCAGAGAAUAUCAGAUUAAGAAAGGAAAAUGCAAACCUGUGAACUGAUAUCACUUUUAAUGAGUAUUUCAUUAAUAUCCUAACAUACACUGUUUGACCAUUUGUUAUUUAUGUUAUUUAGUGAAGGAACAUUUGGGAAACCUGACACACUAAAUGCCUUGUUGCUAUAAAUCGAAUUUCUCUCUCUGAUUUAUUUUGUCCUAAGGGUAUGCAAACUUUUGUUUUUGACUGUAUACAUCACAAUAUAUAAUAAAAAUAUGACUUUGCUUAACAAUUACUCACACACAUUGACAUGCUUUCCUCAGCAUCGUUUGUUUAACGGUGUUACCAACUUUUUUUAAUUGCUAACUAUAAAGCAAGAUUGGUUCUCAACUCUCAGAAGUCUAAAGUUACAGAUAGAGAUCCAACUGUCGCCUUUCACAAACAUCUGUGAUGUAUCUGUCAUGUAAAAAAAAAAAAGUGCUGUUAAAGUUCUGAAAAAUUCCCUAAAAUUGUAUGAUCCUUCUCAGUAGUAUGCUGUAUGAGAAUCAGCCUCCUCUGUGUAUGUCUCCAUGCACCGUAAGAUCGCUGUUCGAUUCGAUCUCCAGACGUGACACAUCGAUGAGCGAUGCCAGGUGUUUGCCUUGGAUGCACUCCCGAGCUCAUGGGCACAGUACUUAACCACUGGAUUAGUGCAUCAAUUAGCAAUCGCUGCAUGAGAGAGCCCUGAUUGAUCGAGAACGCUGAUGGUCGGGUGAGUGUGAGACAAGCUGGACCUUGUGUUUGUGUAAAACAGCUGACUGCGUGCUUCUGUGUUCACUGCACUGGGUUAUAUCUACUACAGUCUAAUGCAUAGGUAGAACCUGCGCUGUACCCAACACCAGUUUUGUCCGAAUCACAAAUCCUUUAUGUAAUAAUUUGCACUAGAAACCGAUCCAAACACUUUCCAAAAACCAUCAAUUUAGCCAUAUUCGUGGUGUAGGUGAGGUGAACCAUAGUGGCUAAUAUAUAAAGGACGUCCACAGAAUAUGUAAUUCUGUGAAGGUUUUUUUUUUUUUUUAAAAAGACCAGUCAUCAUUCUUAUCUCCAGCACAGAGCUACACCAAUAGCCAAAUGGAGAAGAGCUUGAAAGAAAAGAGAUACGUCACGGUGUGCAAUUUGAGACACUUGUCUGAUACUUGUAUUUAUUCUAUGUCAUACAGAAGACAGGCUUGUUUCUUUUAAAUACUAGAUACAUUGUACUUGUACUUUCAAUCCUGGGCUCGGGUUAAUGGUUGUGUGGUUUCGGAUGUUCUUCCUGUGUUUUUGUGGGUUUCCUUCAUGUUCGCAGGUUUCCUCCCACCUGCCAAAAAACAUGCUUGGUAGGUGGAUUGGUCAUGAUAAACUGGCCCUAUAUGUGGAUGAGUGUGUGAAUGUGUGUGCAUGAUGUCAUGUCCCAUCCAGGAUGUAUUCCUGCCUCACACCCAGUGUUCCCAGGCUCCAGACCCACUACAAGCCUGACCAGGAUAAAAUGAAUGAAUGAUUGACGUAGGCAAUAGCAUCAGAUGCCAUUCUGUGCCAGACAUAUUGUUUCUGUGUGAUACUUUGCACGAUGGGACGUUAGUCAAAUAUAGUUCUGGAAAUCUAGCACAUUCUCCUGGCCUUUUGUUCAUAUUUUUCAGUACACAAGACCAUUACGUACGCUCCGUCCUUGUGCAGGAUAUAAGUCACACCUACAUUAUGGAUAAACAUCACAUGACAUGCCUGGGGGUGUGUAGCAGGUGUUGAGGGGCUGAUGCUCAGGACAUAGGUCUGUAGGGACGUAGCGUCUCUCACGGUGCAGUAACACAUUAGGUGUAGGGUAGUGUAGUAGGUGGAGCUGCUGAUUGCAUGCGUACUGUAUGCAUGUGUAUGUUUGAUAGGCAUAGGCGGGGGUGAUGACAGUUUGGAGCCUUCAGAUCCAGCUUAUUAAACAUUUUCUCCCUCUCUUUCUCAUGACACGCCUCAUGGAAAUGCCAGUUGUAGUCGGUAAAUAGAAGUAUCCUUUGGGUCAUGUUAUUUCCACAGGUGCAAUUAGCAUCCCCAUCUGCUAAUCUGUGAUUAAUAAUGUUUACAAAUACACUAGAGCACUCCAGAGAGCAAAUCUCACCUUUCUUUCUCUCUGGCCUGCUCCGCUCUCUCUUGCUCCCCUGUGCGAAUGGACACACCCACACAGCUGAUUUCUCCAAUGUCCUGUUAUUAAUAGUGAAGGGGAGUCAAGAUGCUGAUCUUAUUUUUAGGGGAGGGAGGAUGUUAAAGGAAAAGCCAGCGCUUCACGUCAGUUCUGCCGUCUGAACGGUACAGAGGGACUGAGUGAUUGAUGAUGUUGGCACGUUCCAUGUUGGCGAGAAGCUGCUGGAAUUAUGCAGGGUCAUUCUGUUACCUGCGUCUGUUGCUCACCGUUGGGUUUCUUUCCUCAUCACCCUUUUAAUUUUGCAGCUCCAGUUUUGUCAGUGUACAAGUUUGCAACUGUUUUAUAGUGGAAGAUGAAUUGUUUGGGGGAGUUUAUAGGAAAAUGGCCUCUGAAACAUUGUGCUUAACAUUUAACACCACGGCUGCACUGCAGUUAUUAAAUAUCAUAACGACAACAUGAGUUACAGUAUAUUAAGAUGAAACAUAUACGUGCUAAUGAUUCUCUGACUGGAUAUGCAACAAAAUAGAUCUGGAAAAUUUAUGGAAAGAAUAUUUGGCAUGUAUGACUAUUUCUGCAAAUAUUCACCCUACAAGAAACAGAAAAUUUUGUUUAUGCCUUGUAAAAAGACAAUGAGCCCAAAUUCCAAAUGGCUUCCCAAAUCACAUACACUACAUAGGGUAUACUAUCCCAUAGUGCAUUGCACAGUGUAUUGCACUAUAUGACCCAUUUAGCACCAUUUGUGAUUCAGGCAGAGAAUAAUACGACAGAAAUGCCAAAAGCCAGAAAGGGAAAAUCUUCAGACAGAGAAUGUUGCGUCUUUAAGAGAAAGUGAGGGAAUGAUUGUUUAUAGCUGCCAUAGCAUUAGUGAUAACAGGAGCUAACUUGUUCCAAGGGUGUUUGUUCCACAGCAUUAAAUCUAAAAAAUAUGUAAUAUGUAAUUGUCGGCAAAUAUAAAUAUAUAAUUGUUGGCAAAUUGCUGUGGUAUAAAAGCAGUCACCUACAGGGUGGUAACAGUAAUGCCGCUUCACAGAACUCUGUUGUUGAUGAUUUUCCUAUAACAGCAGUCAGUCAUGUUUUAUUCCUUAGUGUACAUGGCAGUUAACUGUGUGUUUGUCUUCAGUCUGUAAAUUUCUGCCUCUCCACAUUCCUACUCUAGUGAUGCCACCCAUGGGUCAUGCACUAUUAUUUACAAAAAUUUUAAGCUUCUCUGUUAUUGCAGCCUUUCACAAUGUGUUUAUUACGCUCACAUCACAAUGAGGAUAAAAUACAAUUAAUGGUGCAGCUCCUGUGUUUGUGUAGGACAUUGUGUAGGAUCCACUCUACCUCACCUGCUUUAACUGUUUUGUAGCUUCGUGUAUUACAAAAGACCUCACAGGUUUUGGUGAUUAUAUGCUGGCUUUAAUUACAUGUUUUCUCUUCUUCUGUUUCUGUCUGGAACAGGCUUGCACCCAGAAGAGCCAAUUUAUGUUAGUUUUCUAAAAAAAAAAAAACUUGAUGAACAUACAUUCAGUCACACUAUUUAGGUAAAUGAGCCCAUUUUGCAUGUCUGGCAAUUUAGUGUAAUUUUACGAGGAAGCGUAGCUCGCUGUGUGCUGUGCAGUGUGCUGCUGCGUUGGGUCAUGCAGGAAAAGCUGUCAUUUAGACAGGAGCUGCAGCAUUCGGCAAUUGUUUUACUAAUUGCCAAUUAGCUACCUUGGAAUAAAGUGCCAUCCUUUGUUGUAUUUUAGUGAUUUGCUGGCUAACCAGUCAUUACCGAUGUGUUUUGGAUGUUUACAAAAACAUUAACAGUGUCACAGGGGAACGAUUGUGUUUUCUCAAAAAACUACACCAUCCCUGGAGGUGCCGGUUAAACCAGGGGAGGAGAAUGGAGCAUUAUAUCAUUUUGCUCUGAGGUACAUGUCUGUUUGUACCCUAAGAGGAAAAGGCAAGGGGUAAGUGUGUGUUUCUGAUCAAUUCAAUCAACAUAACAAAAUGUAUUUACAAAAUGCAUGCAUUUUUGUGUAAAAUCUUCCUUUUUUUAUUAUUAUUUACAUCUAUCCCACUUUAUACUUUUUGAAUAAAGGAUUAGCAUCAAGCAAAAGAUCAGGCAAGAUUUGAAUCUGUUAGAAAGGAAAGCUUGAAACUCAUUAGGCUUUGUUUGAAACUUAAGUGGAUAAACUUUAAAGUUUGAGCAUUAUGUUAGUGAAAAGAUAAGCAGCAUUUACUACUGUGGUGUAUAAAAUAGCUGUGUUUUACAGGAACAGCUGAAAUAGAUUGUACAGUCCAAACAGAACAUGCAUUUUCUUUCUAUACGCUUAUUUGAGACGUGAUUGCCUUUUCAAUGAUACACAACUAAGGUCAAAGAAUGAACAAGGCACUCUUUUGACAGCUCAAGGUUUGUGUUUUGUGUGCAGUCCUUUGUAAAUUGGUAAAGAAAUACAGAGAAAGCAUGAUUAUUGAUUAUGUACUGGUUAAACCUGGGUGUAAGAUGGAGAAUAGACGGAUUAAAAGCAGCCAUUGUGUUGCAUUAGGCCUUUAUUCACACCACAAAGAAUGAGUUGUGUUUAUUAUUUUUUAGAGGAUGUACGUGUUUGCAUUUGUGCCUUCGCCAGUAAACAUAAGGCCUAGAUGGACAAAUAGCAACAAGACUCUGGCGGUGGAGCUUCAGCAGUGGUGCUUUUGUGCUCUUUUCUCCAGGGGGCUAAAUCUGUUAAUUAAUGAGAAUGGUUAACUAACUCCUCUUGGCUCUGACAAUCGCAAGAGCGUGCCAAAGCAACGGCACAGACAGAUGUGUGAGCCAGUCGGACGGAAAACAGAAUCGACACCGGGCUGCUCCUGCACUGCAAAAUGUGCAGUAAGUCAUGUCUGUUAAACUUAUCAUGCCACUCCGUGUCUUCCCUUUAAUUUGCUGUUAAUCAGCUGUAAUUGUGGCAGCUGCCGUGCUCUCACUCUCUGGGUCAGCAUGCCUCACUGUGCCCACUCAGCCACAAGUGCCUGUAUUUAUAGGAUGGAUGUGAAUCAGCAGUGCUGCUUUGUCAGUUCAACUCAUCAAAGUAGAAAAUCCUUAAGCACAUGUGUACAUGGGAUGUAAGGGGUGACCCAGCUGAGGCAUAUACAGAGAGGCUGCGUGGCCCAUCUCAUGUCGAGAGGAAAGCUCGAGCUCAGGUAGGGAUUUAAUUGGGUUUGUGUAUUACUCAAGGCUCUUCAGCUGCCCGGGACUCGGAGCUGUAUGCUUGUUGGUAGGCCCUCACAGCUGAGCCUCUCGAUUGUGACCCUAAACCUCAGCUAAUACCAGAGAAAUCCUAAGAGCUGCUCUUAGAUCAGGAAUUUAGAUGAUGUUGGUUUUGAAAUUUUGAUCACAAUGAGAUCAGGUCAGCCCGACUGAUUGGAUUUGAGAUCCUUGUAGAUAUUUGUGUGUUUGCGCGCAUAUGCUGCUGUUCACUUUUGGAAAGGGACGGGUGAUGGACAGGAGAUUCAGUGCUAGUGUAAACAUUUUUUUAUUUAGACGUCAAACUAAACAGCGACUCAACAGGUGCUCGAGGGGGAGUUCACUGCCACCUUUCUGGGCAGCUGUCUCUGCUCCGGAGCAGGCAGUAGAGUCGUCAAUAUCGACUGCUGGCCAUUGAUCAGCUCUAUUGAUCAGGAUGGGCAGUGGGGCCAAGGGAAGGAAAGGCCCACUGAUCCUCAUUGCAGCAAUUGUUUAGGGUCACUGACAAAUCCAAUUGCCUAUCAGGGAGCGAUCAUGGGAACAAACGGCUGAUGUCGAUGCUAGGGCCGUGCCCUGUGGUAGCUGUCACUCAGCAUUACUCCUGAUUUGUGUGUGUUUGUGUGUGUGUGUGGAUGUGAGCAGGGUGAUGCCAUGGGUUUCUGCCUUACUAUAUACAAUUCAACUGACUUUUAUUUGUAUAGUGCAUUUAACAGUCGGCAUUAUCACAUGCAGCUUUACAGAAAUCUGGAUGUAGAUUUAGAAAAACUUGAGAGGAACUAGACUCAAAAUGGAACCCAUCCUCUUUGGAAAGUGGAGUUAUAAACCAUUACUCUUCUAUAACUCUAUACUAUAAAGUCAAACAGUACUAAAUGUGUUGAAAGGAUGUUCAUUAUAAGAAUUACAGUCUUCAUGAUUACAGCAGCAGUUCUUAUGUACAAGUCGAGUAUACAGUAUCCUAUACUUCAGCAACAGCAAAAACCAAGAAAGCCCUGCAAGGCAGAGCCUAAACGCAGCUCAAUCCCACACCAGUAAUGUGGCCUAUAACAGAACAGAGCUUCAUUGAGGCCAUUGAGGCUGAUUUGCUUUGCCUGGCUGCUUGGGGUGACAGACACAACACCUGGCUGCCGGGGUUCCCAAUCAAAAGUGUGACUCGGGGCACUUUGCUAACUAAUUAUGGAAAACAGGAGCAACCUCGCUUCAUCCAGCUCCCCCCUUUCAACACCCCAGUGCCUCUUUUUUGGGGGUGUGCCUUUGAUAAGGCUUGCUCUCUUGUCAACAAGCGUGUAUUUAAUUAGUGUUGAUUGUUGUUAGCGUGUUCAAUAGUUAUUAAUUAGGCCUGGGAGGGGCCCUUCACUUGAUUGCAUGCCUGGAGCAGUGACAUCUUGUGUUGUUUCACACUCAGUCAUUCCAAACUAUAAAUGUGAGGGGCAUAAAAAGAAGAGGAUUUGUGUAUUUUUUUUUUUCUUCAAAAAGUGAGGUUUUAUUUUGCCAUUAUCUGCUGUCAGAUAGUUUCCCAUAGUUUUAGAAGAGGCAAGUACAAUACAGUUUGACAAAAUUGAUUUGCAUUCAUUGCCAAUGCUGCAAUUUGGAACUUACCCCCUGUUCCCUUAGCAUGAGCGUCACAGCAUGCCCAUCUGUUUACUAUCUAUGAAAGUGCUAAUACUAUCAACAUUAUGGCUUUGCAUAAUACACUUCUGUAUGCAUUUCACACCUAGAAACUCUGAUACUGUGAGCUGAGAUGAUCAGCCCAGGUGCACAUAUCUAGAGAGGAAAGGAUGAGUGUUGGUAGAGAAUUAUUUCUAUAUGUAUGUAUAUUUUACAAUAUAUGUGGCAGAGUAGGUCUAAAAAUAUAAUUUUCUGUCUGUGUGCACCAGGAAUUGUCUUGGGGUUCAUUCUAAACUUCUGCUGUGGGGUGCAUUUCCCGCUGUUCAGCUGAGCAUAUACUCUCAUUCGAAGGCGGCACGAGCAGCUCUGCCUAUUAAAAUGUAAAUUCCCUCUCGGUGCACCAGGCCCAGACUGUGGAACUCAGCGGGUGAAGAGAGGUGUGUGUGUGUGUGUGUGUGUAAAUGUGAUUGUGUGUGUUGUGAACCCAUUUUCUAGCAUGGUUUAUUUUUGGAAGGGCAAAAUGUGACAGACUCAAAUUCCGAAUUUUUCCAUAUGUGUGCUUUAAUUAAUGCAAUAUGAACUGGUAAAAAUGGGUUACAUAUAGACAUUCAGUGCAGAUAUUAACCAUAGAAUAUUGUUAAAUACUAGGAACUGAUGUAGGCAUCAUCAGUAACAUCUUUAUCAUUGCUGUCAUGCUAUCAUUGUCAUUUUUAUUGUAAUCAGAAAUUCAUGGAAGAAUGUUUGUUUAAAAAUCAUACUGAAGCCUGAUUUUAAAAAGCACACACACAAUUGUGGAUCAGCUUUAAGGAAGUAUUGCAUGGAUUUUUUUUAGAAAUCCACAUAACAAUGAUAACACUUUCAAUCUUCUUCUCAUGCCAGUUGAUUUGUGUGUGUGUGUGUGUGUGUGUGUGUGUGUUUGUGUUUUCUGGUUGUACAGUGACCUUGGGUACUAAACUUAUUAUUAUUAUUAUUAUUAUUAUUGUUACCCGAGGUCAAGCCUACUACAAUACUGUUUUCUUUUAGCAGUGUAUGUGUGUGUUUGAAUGCCUGUUGGUGAAACUUGCUUGGCACUAUUUGUCAUUCUACAGAGUUACUUCAAGUAGUUCAUCAUUUUUAAUGAUAAUGAUUUGGGUCGUACAUAGUCUUGUGUUUUUUUAUUUUUACUUUUUCUGAUUUUGGAGAACAAUAUAAUAAGGAGCUACAUAACACAUUCAUAAGAAUUGCAUAAAUCAUUACUGGAGGAUUUAUAACGGGCUUAUGUCAAAACUUUUAAGGUGAUAAAGGCUUUAUUUAGUGUUUGACUUGUUUUUACGUGACAUUUGGAUAAACUCCUCAUCUUGAAGGUUUGUUUUCGCAUGCAUUCCUGUUCAACCUGACAUACGGGUUUCUUAAAUAAAUUUAGAAGGUAUACUUUAGUGAUUAUUACUUUGGUUUGAGAACAUGAAAAUAGGUCGUUCAGCUGACAUGGAUUGGAUAUAAAGUGUAGUUGUAAAAGAUGUACAUAGUGCUUCAUAGCAGUGCAAAAUAAAUUCAGAAUUAAUUACUACUUUAGUCUGCGGUUCUGGAAAUCAUUCAUUUAUCUGAUACUGUAUAUGGGCUUCUUAAAUACAUGAACUCGUGCUUCAUAGUAGUUUGGAGUUUCCUAAAAGGUAAAAUGCCAGUUAGAUACUUCAUAGAUGAUUUCCUAAACCGUCAUGAAUGUAAUGUUAGUAAAAGACAAAUAACUUAGAAUUAACAAUGACAGAUUUUUACAGUCUCAGUCAAUACAUAAUGACUGUAGAGGUUCCUUCUCACCCAACAUCAUACAAAUAUUGUCAUAUGUCAUAUGUUUUGACCUAAGGCUUACAUAAAUCCUCCAGGCUCACUUUAUAAAAGUUUCAUCCAGCAGUUCUGAAUUUAUUAUUCGCCUCAGCGCAGACACCCUUCAAAAAAUGUUUUUAAAGUCUCAGUUGAGCUUCCAAAAGGUUUCCUCUCUGCAACAAGCCACUAGGUGGAGCUGUGAUCUUUUUAUAAAUGCA